AUUGAGAAAACAAAACCGCGCAAAAGCCGGCAUCAUGCCGUUUGGUCAGCAGGGAGUUUCGAAAAUCGAACCCACCCUUCACACACAGAGAGAGCGAGAGGGAGAGAAUACAAGCAAGCCAAUCCUAAGUGUGUCGUGAACGAUUCGCUUGUACCGCUUUAAAACGAGUGCUAAGUAUGCGCGGCCUCCUCCUGGCCGGUCUGGCUCGGUGCUUUUUCUAGACGUUGUGAGCGAAGGAGAAAGAAAGAGACAUUGGAGAAGAAGAGAUAGAAAAAGGCGGCGGCUACUCAGAUCGGUGCCAUGGGUGACGCGCUGUGCCGCCUGCCAGGAGGUGGUAGGUGCGUUCUGUUCACUUUCAGUUUCAACCGUGCCGUCAGUCCGAUACGUUCGCUUUCAGUAACCAAUUGAAGGAAAAGUGCGAAAUUAGCAGAAAGAAACAUGAUUGUUCGAUCAGGUGCUGUUUUAUCGCUGCUUGGAGCGUUCCUGGCUGUUAGUGGAGCUCCCUACGGUGGUGGCCACGAUGAUGGCGAGUUUCGGGACAAAAAGUACGACGAACAGUUGAAACAGGUCUCCAAAGUGGGCAAUACCUAUGUGGCCGCACUGGAAAUUUACGACAACCCGCCCGAUCAGGACAAUGCCCGAAAGGAGGUGGACAACUUCCCUUCCAACAUCUACAGCAAGUACGACAAUCUGCAGCACAAAGUGAAGAGCUUUUUCGAUGCUGAGCCCAUCAUUGAUAACAUACGAGAAUCGGACAAGUAUGGUAACACGGGCGAUCAGUUUUACUUCAUCACGAAACCGUUGGUGGAAACGACCGCCAAGGUGAACAUGUUCAUCAACUCGGUGAUAGCGGCGCCCAAGAAGCUGCUCGGUGGCUUCAAGAAACAGGCCAACGAUAAGCUGAACGAUGUCGGUGCGGCAUUGGUUGGAUUGUAGUGUUAUAAAAAAGAGGAGUGUUUUCUGGUCGAAGAGGACUGUUUUUUGUGUAAGGAAUAGACAAAAAAGGUUGUAUAUACAAGGUAGUCUUAAGAUGCUUAAAGAUAGUUUGUUAGUUUAGGUUUCGUUCACGUCCUUCUAUUACCGUGAUAUGCAAAUUGCCAUCAUUUAAUGUUCGGGUAGCUACAGCCCCAAGUCACUUAUUUCAGCUAGAUUUGAAGCAUCCAAAACUAAGACAUAUGAAACUGUCCAAUAAAUUGUGCCUAAAAGCUUA
Molecule: messenger RNA, 1210 nt
Organism: Anopheles gambiae (African malaria mosquito)
Lineage: Eukaryota; Metazoa; Arthropoda; Insecta; Diptera; Culicidae
Exons: 6
Coding region: 439-936 (165 amino acids)
Source: RefSeq, a predicted model, not a curated record